AUGUUUUCAAUUUUGUCACAAAAAUCACUUUUAUGGUCUUUGCUUGUGUGCCACUUUGCUAUUUCAUGCAAAGCAAACCAACAAAGUGAAUACCUCCAUAAGCUUAUUCAAUCAAAGAGGUUUCAACAAAAGGAUGUUUCUUCACAUGAAGAAGCUUAUUAUUUAAGUGAUUUUGGCGAUGAAUAUGUUUCAUAUGAACAUGAUGUUGAACAACAAUUAAAGUUGAAAGAAGCUGAUAAAGUGAAGGCUUUGCCUGGUCAACCAAAAGGGGUGGAUUUUGAUCAAUAUGCAGGUUAUAUAAGUGUGGAUACAAAAGAAAAUAGAAAACUUUUCUAUUACUUUGUGGAAUCAUCUUUAAAUUCUUCAACAAAACCUCUUGUUCUAUGGCUUAAUGGAGGACCUGGAUGUUCUUCAUUUGGGUAUGGAGCCAUGCAAGAAUUAGGACCUUUUAGAGUAAACAAUGAUGCAAAAACACUUUCCCUUAAUAAACAUGCAUGGAACAAAGUGGCAAAUGUUCUAUUCUUAGAGUCUCCGGCUGGAGUUGGAUUUUCUUACUCGAAUAAUACAUCAGAUUAUACUGUUGGUGACAGAAAAACAUCCAUAGAUUCAUACGUUUUUCUUCGAAAUUGGCUCGAGAGAUUUCCAGAGUAUAAAACGCGUGAUUUUUUCAUAACUGGUGAAAGUUAUGCAGGCCAUUAUAUCCCUCAGCUGGCUGAUCUAAUUCUCUCGAAAAAUAAGAAAAAUAAAAAUCACAAACCGAUCAAUUUGAAGGGAGUCGCGGUUGGGAACGGUUGGAUAGAUGACAAUUUGUGUUUGAAGGGAAUGUAUGAUUUUUAUUGGACUCAUGCUCUCAACUCGGAUGAAACUCAUAAAGGAAUGGAAAAACAUUGUCACUUUAAGAGCUUCAACGAAUCAAAUGAAUGCUUUGGAUAUCAAAGCAAAGCUAAUGAUGAGGUUGGAACUAUUGACAAUUACAACAUAUAUGCUCCAGUUUGUAAUUCAUCUGCAACAGAAACUAGUUACUCUGAAAAUAAUUUUGAUCCUUGUUCUGAUGAUUAUACCACUGCUUACUUAAAUCAACCUAAAGUUCAAGAGGCUCUUCAUGUUAAAGCCACAAAAUGGUCACCUUGCAGUAAUGUGCUAAAUUGGACCGAUAGUCCAGCAAGUAUUCUACCAACUAUUAAUAGGUUAAGAUCGAGUGAAAUAAGCAUUUGGAUUUACAGUGGUGAUACAGAUGGUCGUGUUCCCAUAACCUCAACAAGGUUUUCGAUAAAUUCUUUAAACCUACCAAUACAUACAGAAUGGCGCCCAUGGUACAAUGAAAAAGAGGUUGGAGGAUAUUUGAUUGGUUAUGAAGGACUUACAGUUAUAACCGUUAGAGGAGCUGGACACAUGGCUCCAAGUUACCAACCACAAAGGACACUCACUCUCAUCUCAUCUUUCCUUCAAGGAAAACUUCCUCCUUAA
Molecule: messenger RNA, 1467 nt
Organism: Lathyrus sativus (Indian pea)
Lineage: Eukaryota; Viridiplantae; Streptophyta; Magnoliopsida; Fabales; Fabaceae
Source: the annotation of a GenBank genome assembly